Molecule: messenger RNA, 750 nt
Organism: Salpingoeca rosetta
Lineage: Eukaryota; Choanoflagellata; Craspedida; Salpingoecidae
Exons: 9
Coding region: 1-750 (249 amino acids)
Source: RefSeq, a predicted model, not a curated record
AUGCCAGGUGCACUCGCCUCACACAUGGUGGUGAGGUACCAGCACACAUCAGGAUGUUGGUGGAAGCGGGCUCGCAUGCCGGAUGCUGCUGCUGCAGCUGCAACUCCCCCGAUUCGGCUGCCACUGCUGUGCUCAUGCAGUAUUCCCAUAUGCGUGAGCAAGCGGCGACUGCGUGAGGAUCGUUUGAGGAUGAUGGGCGAUGCACACAUGAUGGAUUGGGAGGAGCAGCUGUGGACACACACGUCCAUGGUCAUGGCGGGCACAUCCUACCACAGCGACGCAGCGAUGCGCAGCUCCGCUGUCAUCAUCACCAUCAUCAUCAUCGCCCGCACAGCUGCCAUCUGGCGUGAGGCAGACAUUGCACAUGUCAGUCGUUCUCACGAAGAGGUGAGCAUAUGUGUCGUUGGCGAGGCACAUGAAGCGCUGGAACCAACGACGAUGACGAUGACGAGUGAUGCAGGGCCAUGCAUCCCGUCUCCGUCCAACCGACCAACCAAACAGCCGAGCGAGCGAGCAAAGGACACGGCGUGGCAAGGGGCCCAGCAACAGCAGCAACAGCUAAUGUGUGGCUGCAUUGUGGAUGAACUGGCCCUCUGUAUCUCGCCCAUCUCCUCCUCCCUCGUCGUCGUCACUGGUCACCAACAGCAGCGGCUGCGACCAUGGGAGGUGAUGUGCGUCGAUGUGCCGUUGCCUCGCAUGACGACGAUGAUUGUGGUGGGCGGUGGCAGAUCUCUUCCCAAGCCCUCAUGA